This is a messenger RNA of Penicilliopsis zonata CBS 506.65, 6240 nucleotides long. RefSeq lists its product as hypothetical. Gene Ontology annotation, molecular function: protein binding. The transcript is spliced from 4 exons. Lineage: Eukaryota; Fungi; Ascomycota; Eurotiomycetes; Eurotiales; Aspergillaceae. The record is from RefSeq and is a predicted model, not a curated record. Bases 1 to 6240 code for a protein of 2079 amino acids.
AUGGCCCCCUCUUUGUUAGUCGAAAAUGGUGCUCAUCUGGCAUCCCCUCUUUCUCCCGGGGGGUUUCCUCAAUGGAGGCGCAUCUCUGGUGGUAUCUUGGACAUCGAUAGUGUCUCGAAUGGGCCUGCUCGCUCGAUCGCAUCCCGCCGGGUCUCCCGAAAGACCCUUGCCGGCGGAGAAUCAUCUGCUAUCUCCACUAUGGUGUAUUCUCUCAAGCGCCAGAGCGGUGACGAGCUAGGUGUAACGACCUCAUCCAAGCUCCUGAAUAACACAGAUACCUCUCUCUUGAAUUGGAUCCGUCACCAGAGAAUGAGCAAGCUGCCCCCCGAGGGGAGUAGCUACGAUAAGGUGCUGGCAUGGGCCCAGCUGUUUGUCGAGAGACUCCGUUCUUUUGACCUGGCGAUCGAGCAUUUUGUCGGCGAUAGCUACCUGGCUGCUCAGCUCGCUUAUGGAUACUGCGCGAUUCUCCUCGAGCUUGGAGAGGAGAACGCCUCUGCGCUCAAGAUCUCAUUCGGUUUCUUUUACAGCACCUCUAUGGUUCUCGUAAACCUGCUGGAGCGAACAGAGCUGUUCACUGUUUCCCAAGAUAUCCGCGAACAGCUGGUCCUGGCGUUGUCGGACCUGGUGACCCUGGUUGCUCGAGUCUCAACCUAUUUCCACAAAGCUCUUCGUGGAUUAUCUAGAGAGUCUAUCUCAAUUAAUAUCUAUGGAACUUUUGCCGGGCAAAUCGAGAACUUUCGGGGCCGCUGUGACAAGAUCGCGGAGGCAAUGUGGAAGCAUCAACUUCUGAAAGACGGGCUGGAUGGAAAUCGCGUCUCCGAGGUCAAGACCAUCCAGAACUGGCUGGUUCCAGAGGAUCGUCUGUUGGCCAAUGUUGCGGAGACCAUCUCGCACCUCGCGCAAGACCGGGAGGAACUGACCUGCCUUUGGCUGGGUCCGUACUUGACUCGCUUCCUGAACAGCAAGCAGCUUAAGGGUCUUUCAUUCUUUGGGAAACCCGGUUCAGGAAAGACUGUGCUGGCAUCGGUGAUCGUUGAUCACCUCCAGCACCCUAUCGGUGGUGUUUCUUACCAAACCUUGUUUGUGCCAAUUAAUAGCCGAAUCCCCGCCGAGACCAAUCCCCGCUCUGUUGUCAAGGCUGUGUUGCGCCAGCUGUUCGAGAAGCGUAUCGGGAACGUCCAACUGUUCCAGAUCCUUAUCAAUGCCUACGAAUCCAGCAGGAAGGCAAUCACUGAUGAGGAGUACGACAAAUUUCUUUGGGAUGCCUUAGAAGCCUCUCUGGGGGCUCCCCUUCGGGGUGCUAAGCCUUUGGUUAUCGUGGUUGAUGGGCUGGAUGAGGUGUCCGGCGACGAAGCUGCCUUGAUCCAGAAAUUACAGGUUGCGACUUCAAAAGCAAGCAAUCUGAAGCUCAUCACGCUCGGUUCCCAGGCGCUGAAGUCAGCCCCAGACCAUGCGAGCAUUCCAAUUGGCGCCGACCUGAUCUUCGAUGACAUCGCUGCAGUUGUGCGGAACAGCUUCGAGCAGAACCGAGCAUUCAACUCCAUGUCCGAAACAGAGCAGGAGAUCCUGAUCGACGACAUCACCCAAGCCUCCAGUGGCUCUUUCCUCUGGGCCAAGCUUGCAGUAAAGCAGGUCCGCCAGGAACCAUCCCCUGAGGCUCUUCAGAAGGCCGUGGCUAGUCUUCCAUCCUCCAGCAAGUUUACCAUCACGGACUUUGUGGCUCGCACGCUGCAAGAUGCCGACCUUGUGGAAGAUGCUAAAUUAAUGCUGAUUUGGCUUGCCACUGCCUACCGUCCCCUCACACUCAAGGAACUUGCCACCUUGCUCUCGAUCCAUGUUGACAAGUUCACCGUCGUGGAGAAGAACGUUGACAUUCUCCGUCUCUUGAAGCCUGCCAGCUCGCUGGUCUAUCUCGAGGAUGGCCGUGUCUACAUUCGACACGACCAGAUCCGAUCCGCUAUCUUGGAAGUCUUCUCCAAGGGCAAGCUGGUGCCGAGUAUUAAAGACAGACACGCGGACCUACUUCGGAGACUGCUGGUUUACGUGCGGCUUAUCGUGACUGAGGAUCACGAGCCUUCACUCACGGCUCUGGAUCGCUAUGAUACCAACAACCUCUUGGCCAAGCAUCCUCUGCUGGACUUUUCCCUCCGCUACUGGGUGGCGCACCUGAGACGAACCUCCGUUUUCAGUGCCGACGGAGAGGCGGGCGCAGCGAAGGAAUUCGGCAAGAUUUUCCCAUCCAACACAACCUUUGUCCUUCUCGAGAAGACCGUCUGGGAGCACAAGUCCAUUCCUGUCAUGUUGUCUUGGCACUUUACCUUGCACCGUCUGUAUCGCCACAUACUGACUCCAAACCACAUUGUCACUCUCCAGUCAAUCAUCAAUCUGGCCCUCUUGUAUCGCCAGAUCGAACGUUUUCCCGACGCGGCUCAGUUCUUCUACGAGGCCAUCACCGUCAGCCGGACCGUGCUUGCGCCCAACCACAUCAUUGCCAUGCAGAUGGCGAGCUUCUUCUUGGAAGUCACGACUGAUCAAAUAACUGAGACGAAGACUGAAAUCAUGAUUAAGAGAGAGGAAACUCUGUUGCUUCUCGUUGAGUGCUACAAGGUUCACUACGGAUCGACCUCUGAAAUCGUCAUUUCAACCCUGACACAACUUGCCGAGCACUACACGCUGAUAAAGGAAGAACAAAAGGCUAAGCAGAUAUACAUCUCAAUUCGGUCUGCUACGGUUCUGCAGUACGGUGCUGACUCCCAAGAGGUGCGCGAAAUCAGCAGCAGCUUGGAUGUGCGUCUGAAAAGCCCUGUGACCAAGACCGAAAUCGAGGUUGGCACCGGACUGGGUCUGGACAUCGUCGAGGAGGAUGAAUGGGUUGAGACCGAAAAGUACGACUUCGUCUCUCUCUUCCAGUUAGCGGAGAAGUACAUCGCCGAGAAACAGUUCGCUCUUGCUGAACGCACCUUUGUCGAGAUUUGGCAGCGAGCAAGCUCAGAGUGUCGUAUGAACUACUCUGCCGAAUGGGAGGAUAGAAAGGUGAAGACCGUCCUCGCGUACUCCAAGUUUCUGAAAUCGCAGAAGCGGGAAUACGAAGCCUCGUCGCUUCUUACCACCGUCUGGCAAGAGUAUGAGCAAACCAGCAUUGCCACCUCUGAGACCUCGAUCUCUCAUCUCACCGAGAUUGCCAAAGUCAUGAAGACCGUCGGUCUCUCUGCCUUGGCCCUUACCGUGUACAAGCGAUGCGCGCACCACUUUGAGAGCACCAGCCGCACCCAGACGUCGAGCUACAAGGAGAUCCAGCAGAGCAUCCAGUCCACCUCCAAAGAGGUCAUGCAAUCAAUGUCAAACUCGACGACGACCGUUACCUCUGAGACAACCCUGGAGGAGAUGGUCUAUGAGGCAUCGACCACCAUCACGACGAUUGACCAAAGCUCUAUCACCGCAGUUUCUACUCUCUUCCAGACGUACGUCUCCCAGCACCGCUGGCAUGACGCGACUCGGAUGAUCAAGAGGGUUCUGCAUGGCAUCUGGCCCUCCCUGUUUGCACCGUCUCUUGCAGACGUCACGAUCCCCGCCAAGUUUGUAGAUCACUGCGUUGAGAUGGCUGAACGCCUCAGCCAGUGCUAUCACUCACGUCGGCGCCUGACGAAGGAAGAAGACAUCCGCGAGAGGAUCUACCGCGCUGUUCGUUCUGACCGCAAGGUUGACGACAAGCUUCUGGGCCAUGUCACUGCAGAACUGCUCCGCCUGUUUGAGCGUACAACUCAGCCCGACAAGAUCAUCAGCCUUCGCCAGGAGAUUUUGGCGGACAACAUCAAGCACUACGGACCCCAUCACACCGUCGUUAUUCAGAAUCUCUGGAAGCUGGCUGAGCUCACCAGGCCACGACCCAUCUUUGUUGACUAUUACCGUCAGAUUGUGAGUGCUGUGAACAAGGACUCGGAAGUCUGCCUACCAGAAGCGUUUGAGGCUCUUGUCAUCGUUGCCACGGAACUUUGGAACCAAGGGAAGUAUACGGACGCCGUGAAUUACUACAAGAUAAUCUACAACACGUUCCUCAAACAACACAAAAUCAGUGCGAAGUUCGAGGUCCAGGAGUUUGUGCAGACUUUCUUCACUCGCUAUGUACGUUGUCUGCGCACAGUGCAGACGGAUUUGACCAUCAUUCACACCGUCACGGUUGAUUACCACGCGAAGAUCAAGGCGACUUUCAGUGCCACUGCCUCGAUCACCAUACAGGCCACCCUGACCCUAGCGAAGCUUUGUCAGGAGUCGAAACGCUAUGAGAUUGAAGCGAUCCAUCUGUACGAAGAGCUACUUUCGCUCAAGUCCGAGGAGAUUGACUACCAGGAGAUCACCGAGACUCUGGACAGCAUCUACGAAGAACAGGCCGCGAUUGUCACCUCGACGCGGUCGGAAUCUGUUUCCUCGACCCAGAUUGAGCGCGCGGUUUCGGUCCUCAAACGCCGUAUCUCAUCUAUUCGCCAGACCCACGGAUGGGCACACGAGGAGUCCCUGUCCAAAAUGCAGGAGAUGGUUUCCUUUUACUCAAAGCGCAACGAGAGUGAGACUGUGGUCAAAGAGCUGAAGGAAGCGACCGUGCAGAUUCUAUCGACCGAAUUGUCGUCGACCAGACUCAUCGCGGCCGCCUCCACGAUUGCUGCCAGCUAUAUUGCAUCUGGCCAGGUGCACCGGGCGACGGAGCUGUCUCAGGAAAUGUACCGCCAGAUCAUCAUGAAGGACACUGCGAACGUAAAGUCAGUGCAGUUCGAUCUCACCUCCAAGGAGCGCCAGAGUCUCGUGUUCCUGGCUCAGCUCGAGUACAGCCUCCGCGAGAACUCUUCCGUCACGCUGAACGAGAUCUUCUCCGCGCUGACGACGGAGUACGUCUACUUUGAGGAAUUCCGCAGUCAAACCAAGUCCACGAGCAGCAGCCUGCAUACCGUAUCGGUCUCAGCCGCGCGGCUGCAUGGAUUCCUUCUCGGCCGGAACCGCCAGGCCACGGCGACGCGCGUGUUUGAAGAGUUUACCAGCUACUUCCUCGCCACUGUGGGCAAACAAAUCAAGCUGAUCGAGACGCCGCGAGUGCGGAUCUUUAUCCAGACCAUCCUCGACUACUUCAGCGUCCAUGCGUCGUCGAACUUUGUGCGCUCGAUCGGCAUUGCGAGCCGCGACCACGUACGCCAGCUGAUUGCGGCGCGCAAAUAUGAAGCCGCAUGCGACCUCGCUUACGCCUCGUUCCGGUACAUCUCGACGCAGGAGGGCUACCAGACGGCCGGGAUCGUCAAACUUGUCUUCCAGCUGGGAAUGAGUGUCUCUGGUCGGGACGCGUCGGUGCGGGCGGACGAAGCGUCGCACAAGAAGAUGCUAGCGGUGUCGGCAGUGAUCAUGCAAGACGCGCUACGGGUGAUUAAGGGCCUGAAGAUCAACCUGGCGCAGGUCGACUUUUCCCAUCUCAACAGCCUAAUCGGUCUCCUAGGCGAGCAGCAGGACUACAAGACGCUGGCCUGGCUGCUCACGUUGCUGUGGAACAGCCGCGAGGCGCAGCGUACCUGGCAAUCUACCGCCACGCUUGCUCUGGGCCGCCGAUUCAUCCUGGUCCGGUACUUGGUGGGUGAGAUGACGGCGGCGCUGCGGCUGGCGGAGGACAUUGUGUACAACUGCCGACGGGUGCAUGGGGCGCGGCAUCCGAACACGCUCGACAUGUCGGUGCUGCUGUCGCAGCUGUACAGCAGCGCAGCACAGCGGUACCUGGCGCAGAAGGGUGGACAAGAGAUGGCGCACCGGUACUUCCGCAAGGCGGCGGCGGUACACGAGAACAUCCUGCGGGUGUUUAGCGAUCCGAUGUACGCGGAGCUCGAGGGUGGCGGAGAUUCGAUGCACGGCAUGGACGAGUCCAUCUACUCGGUUGAGAUGGGAGGUAUCCCCGCGAAUGGCGCCGCAGUGGCCAGUGGUGUGGUGGUGCUGACGGACGGCGAAUAUGUGCGACGACACCUGUAUCUGCUCAAGCUGGCCGUGGAGCGGCUGGGCGACUGGCCCAAGGAGUACGGCGAGUACGAGCGACUCAACAAGGACGUCUUCCGGGAGUUCAACAAGGAACUUGCCGGCGUGGAGGGGGUGGAGAAGUGGAAUCUCAAGGAGUUUGGCUCUGGCAAGGCCGAGAGCAAUGCUGACCUGUUGGACUUGACGAUCAAGGACUGGGAGGUGGUGGACACGGCCGUCAAGGAAGAGGAGGAGUUGUAA